This is a messenger RNA of Thalassophryne amazonica, 8314 nucleotides long. It is a transcript of the gene cdc42bpab, whose product is annotated as CDC42 binding protein kinase alpha (DMPK-like) b. Lineage: Eukaryota; Metazoa; Chordata; Actinopteri; Batrachoidiformes; Batrachoididae. Gene Ontology annotation, biological process: actomyosin structure organization; peptidyl-threonine phosphorylation. The record is from RefSeq and is a predicted model, not a curated record. Gene Ontology annotation, cellular component: cytoplasm; cytoskeleton; actomyosin. The transcript has 42 exons. The coding region runs from base 949 to 6318 and encodes 1789 amino acids. Gene Ontology annotation, molecular function: protein serine/threonine kinase activity; ATP binding.
GGGGGAGGCAGAGUCAAGGCAAAGGAAAGGACAGAGGGGAAUUUAGGUUGCGUCCCGUAUUUGGAAUAAGCUACACCAGACCACAGCCUUCUCUUUGACGUGAAACAGACGUGCAUUUUUUUUUAUUUAAGUUUUACUGCUUAAACGUCUUACCCGAUCGUCUUUUUUUUCUCGACUGUAACGAAAUAGUUUCCGGACGAAUAAUGGGAUUUCUCGGACAUACCUGGCAACAUUGAGUUGGGAAAACAAGGGAUAAUUUUUUUUCUUACAUUUGGAGGAAAAAAAAAAGCGACUAGCCGUGUUGUUGAAGGUGGUCGGGUUUUAUCAUAGCGGUGCGAAGGUUUUGUAUUAUUUAAGUUUCCGUAUGGAAAAGCGGCGCAGUGUUGGCGUUAAGGUGGGGAGAAAAGUAAGGCUAUGGUUAGCUCGCUAGCUAGCUGGAUAUAGCUAAGCUAGCGCCGUGCUAACUUGAUUCCUGGAGCAGAGGAGGGGCACCGGGGCUUUGUAGCAUUGCAGAUCUCCUUUUUUUUCCCUCUGAGGUGGGGGGGAGUGACUGCUGCAAGAAUGGGAAAUACAAAAAAUCUGCCACGACACCUCAUGGGAAGCUCUCGCCUUUAAAGUUUAGAGGCGAAAACCGGAGCAGCUGCCAGGGAUUGGAACCACAAUCAGGCGGCCCGGAGCAGCCGGGGUCUGGGCUUCUUUUCUUAUGUGCCCUGUGGGGAUCAGGAUCACAAAAUGGGGAAAUGUUGCACAUGUUAUCCCAUAAACUGGAUCUCGAGAUGGAGAUCAUGAUUAGAUCAGGUGUAACCUGGAAUUAGCCGGUUAAAGUUAUUGUUUAGAAUAAAUAUUCGCGGUGAGGGAACUUCUUUGCAGGCCCCUCUGUGCUAACUCGCAGGCCGGGGAGGUGCUCGUUCGUUCCCGUCCGUCUCUGGAGUUCACAAAUCAGCAAUCAUGUCCGGAGAGGUGCGUUUGAAGAAGCUGGAGAAGCUGAUCCUGGACGGGCCGGCUCAGGCUAACGGCCAGUGUCUGAGUGUGGAGACCCUGCUGGACAUCCUGGUGUGUCUGUACGAUGAGUGCAACAACUCUCCGCUCCGCAGGGAGAAAAACAUUCUGGAGUUCUUGGAUUGGGCCAAACCCUUCACUUCCAAGGUGAAGCAGAUGCGCCUGCACAAGGAAGACUUUGAGAUCCUUAAAGUGAUUGGACGAGGAGCAUUUGGCGAGGUUGCAGUAGUAAAAGUGAAGACCACAGACAAGGUAUUCGCCAUGAAGAUUCUCAACAAGUGGGAGAUGCUAAAGCGGGCGGAGACAGCGUGUUUUCGGGAGGAGCGAGACGUGUUGGUAAAUGGGGACAGCCAGUGGAUCACCACCCUACAUUACGCCUUUCAGGAUGACAAUAACCUGUACCUGGUUAUGGACUACUAUGUGGGUGGAGACCUGCUGACUUUGCUCAGUAAAUUUGAGGACCGACUGCCUGAGGAGAUGGCGAAGUUCUACCUGGCGGAGAUGGUUCUGGCCAUAGACUCUGUUCAUCAGCUUCAUUAUGUCCACAGGGACAUUAAACCCGACAACAUUCUGUUGGAUAUGAACGGCCACAUCCGCCUGGCUGACUUUGGCUCCUGCCUCAAGCUCAUGGAGGAUGGAACCGUCCAAUCCUCUGUGGCAGUGGGGACUCCAGACUAUAUCUCACCAGAGAUCUUGCAGGCUAUGGAGGAUGGGAAAGGCAAGUAUGGACCCGAGUGUGACUGGUGGUCUCUGGGCGUCUGCAUGUAUGAAAUGCUGUAUGGCGAGACGCCUUUCUAUGCAGAGUCCCUGGUGGAGACAUAUGGCAAGAUCAUGAAUCACAAGGAGCGGUUCCAGUUCCCUCAGCAGAUAACAGACGUGUCAGAGGAAGCAAAGGAUCUGAUUCGCCGGCUCAUUUGCAGUCGAGAGCACCGACUGGGCCAGAACGGCAUCGAGGACUUCAAGCAGCAUCCCUUCUUCUCUGGCAUUGACUGGGACAACAUCCGUACAUGCGAGGCCCCUUACAUCCCCGAGGUCAGCAGUCCUACAGACACCUCAAACUUUGAUGUGGAUGAUGAUUGCCUCAAGAACUCGGAGACCAUGCCCCCUCCCUCUCACACUGCCUUCUCCGGCCAUCACCUGCCAUUUGUGGGCUUCACCUACACAAGUAAAUGUACUCUGUCUGACCGGGGCUGCCUGCGGAAGCUGUCGGGUGAACCUGGCCAGGCAGGGCAGGACCAGUUGGACCUUGAAGUUCAGCGCGGCCUGGAGGACAGCCUCGCCACUGAGGCCUACGAAAGGAGAAUACGCCGUCUGGAGCAGGAGAAGCUGGAGCUCAGCCGCAAGCUACAAGAAUCAACCCAGACGGUGCAGGCGCUGCAGCACCCGACAGGCGAGGGCCCUCUGAGCGCCAACAAGGAGGUGGAAAUCAAGAGUCUGAAGAGUGAGAUUGACAUCCUUAAGAAGCAGAUUGCAGACUCUGGGCAUCUGGAGAAGCAGCUGGAGGAUGUGACGUUGGCGCGCAGGGACCUGGAGGACUCGUCCAAACACAUCAAGAAUCUGGAAAAGCAAAUGAGGACUGUCACGCAGGAGAGAGACGACCUGCACAAGGACCUCAUGGACGCCAGUGAGAAGCUGAAGUCUCAGUCAAAAGAGCUGAAAGAAGCCCACAGCCAGAGGAAAUUGGCCAUGCAGGAGUUUUCUGAGCUCAACGAGAGACUCACAGAACUCAGGUCUGCAAAGCAGCGCCUGGCUCGCCAGUUGCGCGACAAAGAGGAAGAAAUGGAGAGUCAGUCUCAGAAGAUUGAAGCUCUGCGCCUUGAGGUGCGAAAGGCCGAGAGGGCCAAGAAGGAGAUGGAGGGGCAGUCGGAGGAGCAGGCAUUAGAGGCUCAGAAGGAGCGGAAGCUGAAAGAGCGGAAUGAACAGUACAGCCGGCAGCUGGAGGAGGAGCUCGAAGGACUUAAGUUGAAACAGGUCGGGCCGACUGCUGCCCUGUCCUCAGCAGACCAGUCUCAGGAGAUGGGGCGCCUGCGGGGAGAACUGGAGAAGAAGACACUCCUGUACGAAGAGGAGCUGGCACGUAGGGAGGCGCAGCAUGGCACCGAGCUCAAAGCCUUACGCAAAGAGCUGCGGGAUGCUGAGACCCAGCACCUCGCCCUGCAGAAAGAGAUCCUGGUGCUCAAAGACAAGCUGGAAAAAACUCGACGUGAGAGCCAAAGCGAGCGGGAAGAGUUUGAGACGGAGUACAAGCAGAAGUACGAGCGAGAGAGAGUCCUUCUUACAGAAGAAAACAAAAAGCUCUCCAGUGAACUGGAUAAGUUGACCAGCAUGUUUGAGAAGAUGAGCAGCUCCAACCGGCAGCUGGAGGAGGACAUGAGGGAGCUCGCUGAUAAGAAGGAGAGCGUAGCUCACUGGGAGGCGCAGAUAACAGAAAUCAUCCAGUGGGUGAGUGACGAGAAGGAUGCAAGAGGCUACUUGCAGGCGCUGGCCACGAAAAUGACAGAAGAGCUGGAGGGACUGAGGAACACCAGCCUUGGAGCAAGAGCCACGGACAUGCCCUGGAAGAUGCGGCGCUUUGCCAAACUGGACAUGUCUGCUCGUCUGGAGCUGCAGUCGGCCCUGGAUGCAGAAAUCAGAGCCAAGCAGAGCAUCCAGGAUGAACUGAACAAAGUCAAGGCCAACAGUAUUUCCACAGAGUGUAAACUGCAGGAGGUGGAAAAUAAAAACCAAGAACUGCUGGCUGAGAUUGACAGGCUGAAAAAAGAGACAGAGGAGUUGCGGCUACGUAGGGGUGUCAAGCACCAAGAUUCUCAAAAUUCCUUUUUGGCUUUUCUCAACGCCCCGACUUCAGCGCUCGACCAGUUUGACGUGGAUUCCAUGGAUAACUUCACCCCAUCCAACACUCCAUCCCGCGAAGACGACCCCAAGUCCUUCCUCAAGUCCCGCUCACGUUCCCCCUCCAUGGCGAGCGAUAUGGAGCCCAUAGAGUUGAUAGACCAUCCAAGUCGUUUGGUUCAGACCCCCACGAUGCGCUCAGGAGGUUAUGGCAGCAUUGGACGCUCUUCGCCGAAGCCUAAAGCACAUCAGUUUGUGGUGAAGACUUUCAACACUCCCACCAAGUGUAACCAGUGCACCUCCCUCAUGGUGGGGCUCAUACGUCAAGGUUGCACCUGUGAAGUGUGUAACUUCUCCUGCCAUGUGACCUGUGCGGACAAAGCUCCAGCUGUGUGUCCCGUUCCCCAGGACCAGACCAAAGGUCCACUGGGUAUCGACCCCCAGAGAGGCAUCGGGACUGCGUAUGAAGGACACGUCAGGGUUCCCAAACCAACGGGGGUGAAGAAGGGCUGGCAGAGGGCCAUGGCUGUGGCGUGUGACUUUAAACUCUUCCUCUAUGAACUGGGAGAAGGAAAAGCCACACAACCGAGUGUAGUCGUCAGCCAGGUCAUCGAUAUGAGGGAUGAAGAGUUUUCUGUCAGUCCUGUUCUGGCGUCUGAUGUCAUCCAUGCCAGCCGCAAGGACAUCCCGUGUAUAUUCAGAGUGACAGCGUCUCAGCUUUCUCCAUCCAGCAGCCACAAGCCCUCCAUCCUGAUCCUGGCUGACAGCGACCAGGAGAGGAACAAGUGGGUCGGCCUCCUCAACGAGCUCCACCGCAUCCUCAAAAAGAACAAGCUGAAGGAGCGCUUUGUCUACGUCCCCAAAGAGGCGUACGACAGCACGCUGCCGCUGAUCAAGACCACGCAGUCUGCUGCUAUCAUAGAUCAUGAGCGUGUUGCCCUGGGCAACGAGGAAGGCCUUUUUGUAGUCCAUGUCACCAAAGAUGAAAUAAUCCGGGUCGGUGACAACAAGAAGGUGUACCACAUUGACCUGAUCCUCCAGGAGCAGCUGCUGGCAGUCAUCUCCGGCAGGAACCGCCACGUACGUCUCUUUCCAACGCAGGCGCUGGACGGCCGAGAGACAGAGUCCCACAAGCUGGCAGAGACGAAGGGCUGUCAGACCAUCGUUUCCGGCCCCGUCCGGAAUGGCUCGCUCACCUGCCUGUGUGUGGCCAUGAAGAGACAAAUCAUCUGCUACGAGGUCAAUAAGAGUAAAGUGCGUCAUCGCCGUCUGCGGGAGCUGCAGGCCCCGGGUCCCGUCCAGUGGAUGGGUCUGCUCAGCGAGCGUCUCUACGUGGGUUUUCAGUCCGGCUUCACCCGCUACAGCGUCCACGGUGACUUGUCCCCAGUUAGCCUGCUGCACCAUGAGGACCACACGCUGGCCUUCAUCCCCCAGCAGGGCCUGGACGCCCUCUGUGCUGUGGAGAUCUCCAGCAAGGAGCUGCUGCUGUGCUUCAGUGCCAUCGGCGUGUACGUAGACUCGCAGGGUCGAAGGUCACGGCAGCAGGAGCUGAUGUGGCCAGCUGUCCCCAAUGCUGCCUGCUACAACGCCCCCUACCUGUCGGUGUACAGUGAGAACGCUGUGGAUGUGUAUGACGUCAACACCAUGGAGUGGAUUCAGACCAUCCCUCUGAAGAAGGUGCGACCUCUGAAUGUGGACGGCUCGCUGAACCUGCUGGGGCUGGAGACGGUCCGACUUAUCUACUUUAGAAACAAAACAGCAGAGGGUGAUGAGCUGGUCGUCCCGGAGACGUCAGACAACAGCAGGAAGCAGAUGGUGCGGAGCAUGAACAACAAGAGACGCUUCUCCUUCAGGGUUCCAGAAGAGGAGCGUCUUCAGCAGAGGAGAGAGAUGCUGCGAGAUCCAGAGAUGAGGAACAAGCUGAUUUCCAACCCAACAAACUUUAAUCAUGUGGCCCACAUGGGCCCAGGGGACGGGAUCCAGAUCCUUAAAGACCUGCCUAUGAAUGUGCGUGUUCAGGAGAGCCGCGCCGGCUUCAGUGGUUCUGUCAGUAUUCCAUCGAUCACCAAAAACCGGGGGGAGCCAGGCCGCUCCAUGAGUGCCAGCAGUGGACUGGGCAUACGCGCGUCCUCACAGAAUGGCAGCGCUCUGCGCAGAGAGCUGUCAGGAGGAAGCUACGGGUCCAAACGGCAGACCAUGACCUCACCCUCCGAGAGCUCACUGUCCUCUGGCGGUGGUGUGGACUGUGGCGAUGCACCGCUGUCACAGUUUGACAGAGAGUGGCAGGCAGUGUCGCCAUCGGAGAAGACCCCCGAUCUGAAAAGGGCUUUAAGGACCCUGCUUAGUAAGAUGAAGGAUUCGGACUCCCCGCGUCACUCCACAGCCUCCAACAGCUCCACCUUCAGCAGCCCUCCCAGUCCGGCCUCCCCUCACAAGACCAAGUCCCUGUCCCUGGAGAGCACAGACCGGAUGGGCUGGGACACAUGAGCCCCGCCCACCACCCAACUGACUGACAGCACAGGACUCCAAUCCCGCCCACCCAGCCGGCGUCUCGCUUCUUACUCCUCCCACUGUUCCCCUUCACUGCCCCGAGAACUGCGCCAGCGUUUGUUCUGCUCCACCUUUAUCACCUUGGUUUGACUCCGCCCACCACGCUCACACAACGGAGUUGAAAGAUUCCUAUUCGAGGGAUGUUUUGUAAAUGUCGGCGCUUUUCAGCACGCGUUUAUCCAGAAAGGUCACAUGACAUAGGAAGGAAACUGUCGAGCUUCAUCAGCUUCGUGAUUCAUGAAGCGUUGGGCUUCUCCCGCGACUCUCAAAAAAAAAAAAAAAAAAAAAAAAAAAAAAAAGCUGAAAGGGAAAAAAAAAAAAAAAAAAGGAUUUGUACUUGUACAUAGGAGCUUAUGGGUUUUAGGGGACAAUAUUUUAAUUUAUUUAUCUUUAACAAGGGAGCAAAGUGGUGGAGUUUCAAUCCCACAAUCCCUCAGUUUCUGUCAGACGGGAACAAAAACUGCGUUAAAGAAAGAAAAACUGCAACUUUAUUUUGCUUUUGAUUCUGAUGUUCAAGUGCGGUGACUUUAUAUUUUAUUUUUCUUAAAUUUUCCCUUAAACAUAAGCAGCAUGAAUAAGGCGGGGCUUAUUGCAGCUCCUCUCAUUGGUGCUGCGCGAGUGACAUCAUGAGGCUCUCCCGGAUCGCCCUCUGUGUGUAAUGUAGUGCUUCCAAGGAAGAUGACACCAAACUGACCGAUUCCAUCACAGCAAUGUACAUAACGUUCAAAAUAGAGAGUAAUAUAUGAAAAGGAAAAUACUAUAGAGAAAAAGAUGAGAAGGAAAAAAGUUCUUUAAUUUUCCUUUUGAGUGACUUUUUUUUUCUUCACAAAAGCCAUUUUUUAAAACCACUUGUUUUUUUUCCUGUCGUUGCUUUUAGAUUUUUCUAUUGUAUGUGUGACUCAUGUUUUUGUCCCAUAAUUUGCAUUUGAUGUAUAAUGCGUUUAUGGAACGAUGCCGCUGCCUGAACGGCGACGUGAUUCUGCUCCGUCACACGCGAGUUCUGACAGAGCCUGGCGGCAUUUUUAAGCAACAGAUGCCUUGUCGUCCUUUGUGAGAGCUUCACUAAUCGAGUUACUGUGUCCAUUUCCAAAAUCACCAGGCAACCUCAGACGGUAACAGCUGACCACUCUGUCACGUGGACUCAUUUUGACAGAUUCCCCCCACCACAAAAUGUCACUCAAAACAACUCAUUCCAAGUGUGUGCUUUUUUUAAAAAAAAAAAAAUUAAUUUAUUUUUAAAUAGUGUGCCACUGAGUUUGUUUUAUUCCAGCUGUUGCCAUGCGCUGUCCUUAAUUCCACAGUUUUUCUGUAGUUUGUAAGAGCCGAGCAAACGAAAAAUCUCCAGGUGUUUUGUCCUCAAAAACAGUGUCCCAAUUUUAAGAUCAGAACCUCAGGAAAGAUCGGCACCAACGAACAAUUUGGUUUGAGUAAAACUGAGCGUGUGGAAUGGAAGGAUGGAGACGAGUCUGGAUGAAAUUUCUAUAUAUAAAAAAUAUGGGCGAUGCUUUCAGGGCAACAGGCAGCUCGAUGGCUGAGGUGCCACAGUGGUAACAUUGAAAAUAAAAUUCUAAACGCCUUUGCAUUUCAGUGAGGUCUUAUCUACUUGGCUCUUUCAUAUCAUACUACAUUUUUGUUUUGUUUUUUCUAGGAUUGCUUUGUAAUUUUGUACAGUUUUGCAUGUUAUAGAUGUAAUCAUUUUGGUUUGUUUUAAUUUUUUUUUUUUUUUUUUUUUGAAUGGUUUUGGUGUUUUACUGAGGAUAACCCACUGCAGGUGAUGUAGAUUCUUUUGCACAAGAAAUAUUUAAGGUGUAAGGUAAAAAAAAAUAAAAUAAAAAAAUAAUGUAUGGAACUGGCUGCCACGCUGAUGUGGAGAACUUGUAUUAACCUGACUCCGAUGUAUUUCAAUAAAGCGGAGUGCUGUUACAAAUACAAA